CCGAGCGCCGGUGGAGCUGCAGCCCCGGGGCGAGCCAAGGGGGUCACGCCGGAGCAUCAGGACCAUGGCCAGCUCCCGCCUCUGCCGGCUCUGUCUGGGCUACUCGCUGCUCGUCCUGCUGGCCGCCGGCCAGGAGCCCCUGGGGCCCAGGGCUGCAGACAGCAAAACCCAAGAAGAAAAGGACCUGAUUGACGCUCUCCAAGAGGUGCUGGAGAAACUGAAGACGGAGCGGCUGCCCUCCAUAGAGAAGAAGCUGGGCUCAGUGGCCUCGUGCGACGCCGGAGAGCCAUGUGCCGUGAGGAAAGGAGCCCGGAUCGGGAGACUCUGCAGCUGCCCCCGCGGGACGGCCUGCAACUUCUACAUCCUCAAGUGCUUGUGAGGAGGACAGGACAGGGCGGGGGGACGGGGGCCUGUGGAGCAGCUUCUGGUCCUAAUCUCUCCACCUUGCCUGUUUGGCAGCUGGCAGGAGGUGGGGUUGGUUUUUCUCCUGUGCUCGUCACUUCCCCCACGGCCCUGAAGGCUCCCUCCCCAUCCGAGUGCCUGCGAUGGAAGGAGCUCUUUGUGCAAAGUGCGCCAUUGCUUUGCUCCCCUGCGGGAUGCUAGGAGAAGCCAGUCUGGCCUGCUUUUCCACGGUGCCAAGCCCCUGAUCUCAGUGGGGCCAGCAGCUCUGAGAAUCAGCUCCCAUGUCCCUUCUCCCCGCUUUCCCUGCCUGGAGAUCUGGGGACAAAGCUUCUCUGCUCAGUGCAGAGGGAGAGGCUGCUGGCUGCAGCCUCUCGUGUCUCUGCUUGGUCCCUGGCUGUGGGUAGAGUAGCCUGGGGGUUGCUCUAACAUGGCCCCGAGGUACCAGCUGCCAGCACACUGCUCUCUGGCCCCAUCUCACCCUGCCGUGGCUCCUGCACAAGAGGCCACGAGGAGGCUAGCAUAGGAGCCAGCCACAGAGACUUCAGUGCCUCCUGGGAAUCUCUCAUGCCGGGGAAGGGAAGCAGGUGGACGAGCUUUGCUCCCAGGGGCUGGCUGCUAAGGCCUGGUCUCCGAGUUCUCGGUUAUCUGAGCACCAGGGGCAUCCCUGCAGUGCCAGUAGGGGUGGCUUUGGAUUGUCUCUCCCGGGGAGGAAGGAGCAGCAGGAAGAGGGGACCUGAGCCAACCAUGCCACAUGCAAACACCGGAGAUGAGCAGAACAUCCCCCUAGCCAAUCAUUCUCCCUGCUCCCUAGCUGUGCAGAACGGCAGGGGAGGGGAGGGAGUGCUGGAGGCAAUAGGUAAUGAGAGGAAGGCUGGCCUGGGGGGUUAAGGCACAGGGCUGGGAUCCAGGUUCAAGCCCCAGUUCUGCUAUGGACUCCUGGUGUGACUGGGGCAAAACACUCAACCUCACGGGCCGGUAACAUGGAUAAUAACACUCCUUGGCCCAUCGUGUCUAUUUAGACUGUGAGCUCCCCAGGGCAGGGACCACCUCUGACUCUGUGUUUGUGCAGCACCCGGACAACAGGGCCCCCAUCGCAGCUGGGACCUCUGGGCAUAGAGAAUCAGACUUGGUUCUAGAUAAUCUUCUAGCAUUCCCCACAGGCAGCAGUCCCCGUGGGGGGGGGAUUUUCUCUCGUUUCUAGAUUGUAUCUGCUUUAGCCCAUCCCUGCAAUUCAAACUCACCGGGAAAUAACCAGAGACCAAGGCAGACCACAGCAGCAGCCUGCACCCACGGAGAUACAGGGGGUGUUUGCACGGUCUGUGCUCUCAGCCGGUAGCAGCAGCAAAGAAACCUGCCCCCCCGAGAUACAGCAUGAAGUGUGCACAUUGACCGCCCGUUGCAAUGAGCAUCAGAGCUCCCCCUGCUGGAGCAGGAGGGCAGCACGAGCUGCUGGUGCAACAGGAAAAUGGUCACACUGAAGGCCCUGAUUCUCCAGGUGUUUAUUAGCUCCGGUGCCAGAUGGGUACGAGAAACGUUCCCGAAGCAGUCUGCUAAAACAGCUGCUGUGCACUUUGCCUAGUUGUGCCAAUGGCUGAACAAGGGGCAGGCCCAGGGAGGAGCAGCCCCCGACGGGCAGGGAGCGUAAAGGAGAUGGGAAAGAAAUAGGGACAUGGGCCCUUGUAGGGGGCGGUUUCUUUCAAAAGCUGCAUCUGCCCUGAAAUCCCACCCCCCUCCCGCUUCGUCUCCCAGAGCACAUUCAGCCUGUGGUGAGCCCACGCAGUCAUGGACGAGGGUGCUAACACCAGGCCCCUAUUAAAUGAUUUGUACUCAA
This is a messenger RNA of Malaclemys terrapin pileata, 2233 nucleotides long. RefSeq names its product cocaine- and amphetamine-regulated transcript protein-like. The transcript has 3 exons. NCBI's taxonomy places the organism in Eukaryota, Metazoa, Chordata, Testudines, Emydidae. Gene Ontology annotation, biological process: positive regulation of MAPK cascade; adult feeding behavior; negative regulation of appetite. Gene Ontology annotation, molecular function: neuropeptide hormone activity. The coding region runs from base 65 to 379 and encodes 104 amino acids. The record is from RefSeq and is a predicted model, not a curated record.